GUCUGUAUUAUUUCUGCCUCCCACUGUACUCUGUUGGAAUGCACUUAAGUCCUACAUAGUACUUACAGUCCGUGCGAAGCAGAGCAUCAUGUUUUGAUAAUCAGCCUGCAUGUCUGGAAUAAUACCGACUGUUCUUACAACGUACUUUUUCUGCUUCUUUCUCUUUUGCUCUGACUUACGGCCAGGGGUAAUCGAUGCAGAAAUACUCCGCCAUCUCUCGCAGCCAAGAAAGCAGCUGUUUGCAAUGAACUUAACUCCAUCACGGAAGAAUCCAUCAUUGGAGAAGGUCAAACGAUUGAUUGACCCGGUUGCUCAGACAUUUUAUCCCGGCGAAUCUGCAGCCAUGAUUUGGUAGCCCAUAUAUUAAUACUAGACAAACACG
This is a messenger RNA of Aspergillus wentii DTO 134E9, 382 nucleotides long. RefSeq lists its product as uncharacterized. Bases 110 to 355 code for a protein of 81 amino acids. The transcript has a single exon. The record is from RefSeq and is a predicted model, not a curated record. Lineage: Eukaryota; Fungi; Ascomycota; Eurotiomycetes; Eurotiales; Aspergillaceae.